AUGUCGGCCACAGUUGCUGAGAUUAAGGCCAACGACGGCCUGGCCGACCAGGGCAUAAGCAAGGAAAUACGCUCCGCUAUAGACGAUUCAUCCAAGCUCACCAAACAGGACGCACUGGUGCAAGACACUGAAGUCAAGGCCGGCCCUCCUGUCUACGAUGGAGACGAUGAUGACCUUGAAGAUGACACAAUCAUCGUUACCGGUACCGAUGCCGCAAAUCAUCUGCUAUCGAUGCGAGACGACUUCGAGCCCUCGCUGACCUUUCGGAGUCUCGUCUUGGCUACAUUGCUCUCUGGUUUCCAGGCUGUCAUGACCCAGAUAUACACUUUCAAACCGACUUAUGUCAGUAUCCAAGGAACAUUUAUCGUCAUCAUUGGCUACUUCUUGGGCAACGCAUGGGCCACUUUUCUUCCUCGCGGUGAAGUUUAUGAGGCUCGAUGGAGGGAAAGAGGAGGCCAGGGCAAACUUCCACUGUGGAUCAGGGCCAUCUCUCUCUUUAACUAUGGGCCGUGGAACCUGAAGGAGCACGCAAUCUGCGCUAUUACCGCCACGGCUGCCUCGAACGGUUCGGAGAGCGUCAUGGUAUUCGCAGCGCAAGACCUCUUCUAUAACCUGCCUCUGAACGCGGCUACAGUAAUCUUGAGCACCCUCUCCAUUGGUCUUUUGGGGUACGGUGUUGCAGGUAUGAUUCGUCCUAUUGCAGUCUGGCACCCAGAGGCUGUCUAUUGGGGUAAUAUUCCAGUGGUAAAGACACUGCAAGGGCUGCAUUGGCAGGCAAUGAAGAACUCCAAGCCUCUUCGAUACUUUUGGUACGCGUUUACGGGCAUGGCAAUCUAUGAGUGGUUUCCUGCGUAUAUCUGGCCUUGGCUGAACUCUAUCUCCAUUCCCUGUCUGGCUUCUAUGCAUGCUACUGGAGAAACCGGACAAACACUCACCAAUAUCUUCGGGGGAUCUCUCACCAACGAGGGACUGGGGAUUUUCAACUUAGGGUUUGACUGGCAAUAUAUCACAUCCUACCAGACCUCGCUCCCACUUAAGCUGCAGGCCAAUUCAGCCGCGGGCUUCAUAGCCUGUUAUAUCGUAAUGAUAGGCAUCUACUACGGCAAUGCAUGGGGUUCAAAAUCGCUCCCAUUCAUGUCGACUGAUCUUCUCUUGGCGAACGGUACAACAUACCCAGUCACUGAAGUAUUCAAUGGGGGCAUUCUCGACGAGCAGGCCCUGCAAAGUUACGGGAUUCCCAAGCUGAGCGGAAGUUUUGCAUACGCAAUGUUUAUUGCGAAUGCAGCGAUCGGGGCCAUGAUCGCUCACUGCAUCCUCUUCUGGGGAAAGGACGUCAUCACUUCGUACAGAAACAAAGGAGAAUCAAGUGCUGUCGACCGACACCAUGUCCAUAUGGCUAAACAUUACAAGGAAACACCGGCGUGGUGGUAUGCUUCUGUUCUUCUUAUCAGCUUUAUUCUAGGUCUCAUCGUCGUCCUCAAAGAAAAUAUUACUCUUCCGGCUUGGGCGUAUAUUGUCUCACUAGUGGUGGGAAUAAUUUUCGGUCCCUUCAGCACCAUUUUGUUUGCUCGGUAUGGAAACGGAAUUGCCACAAAUAGUAUAUCGAAGUUGAUUGCUGGACUGCUGAUCCCUGGACGUCCUAUUGGUAACAUGUACUUUGCUGCUUGGUCCCACAACGUCACUGCGAACACGGUCAAUCUGUGCAUGGACUUAAAAAUGGGCGAAUACCUCAAGAUCCCUCCCCGUGUCAUGUUCCUCACCCAAAUCUAUGGUACUGUCUUGGGCGCAUUUGUCAACUAUGGCGUGAUGGUUUCCAUUGUGGGUAGUAAUCGCGAGCUCCUUAUUAAUGGCAACGGUGACGCUUCAUGGAGUGGUGCGACCAUGCAGGCAUACAAUACCAAUGCAGCGUCAUGGGCGUUAUCAAAAUACCUGUACAGAGCUGGCACCACCUACGAAAUUGUGCCGAUCGGCCUAGCAAUUGGGGCGGGCUUGGUUGCUAUCCACCGUCUCGUUGUAUACUUUAUUCCUAAAAUCCGCGGUUUCUCUCUCGAAGAGUUCAACUUCCCACAAUUCAUCCAAUAUGCCGGUUACAUCCCAUACAACUCGCCCCAGACCUGCGUCAUCUUCAACCAGAUUUCCUCUGGAUUUUUCGUGCAGUACUAUCUGCGCAACUACCAUCCACGUCUCUUCAAGGACUACUCGUACUUGAUCACCGGUGCGUUUGACGGCGCCAGUUUGACAGUGCUUUUCAUCCUGUCCUUUGCUGUCUUCGGCGCCGGCGGUCGUUCGGUGCCAUUCCCUGCAUGGUGGGGUAACAAUGUCAAUGGAAAUUACGACUUUUGUCCGACCACAUAG
Messenger RNA from Talaromyces atroroseus, 2355 nucleotides. RefSeq lists its product as hypothetical. Lineage: Eukaryota; Fungi; Ascomycota; Eurotiomycetes; Eurotiales; Trichocomaceae. The coding region runs from base 1 to 2355 and encodes 784 amino acids. The transcript is spliced from 7 exons. Gene Ontology annotation, molecular function: oligopeptide transmembrane transporter activity. The record is from RefSeq and is a predicted model, not a curated record. Gene Ontology annotation, biological process: transmembrane transport.